AUGGCGGCCCCCAGCAUCGAUUCCGUGUCGGCGUCCCUCUGCAACUGCUCCCUCAAACCGGAAGAGGAGCCGCCGCCGCCGCCGGCCGACGCCAUUGUGGAGCUGAAUUCCGACGUCUCCCUCCCCUACCACUGGGAGCAGUACCUCGACCUCAAGGUUCCUCCUCUCUCUCUCUCUAUAUCCCUCUCUCUCUGCCAUUAAAAAUUGAGCGGAUCUUCGAUCAUCUUCCUGUCUUCUGUGGGCGUCUGAGCAAAGGAGCACUCUGGAUUUUUCCCUCUGCCAUUUCCCAUCCUCCUCCUCCUCCGCCGCCUCCGCCGUCGUCUUCCUCCCCUCCGGCGACAUUGUCUGAGUUCCUCCUUCUCUAUCUGCCGCAGACGGGGAGAUUGCACUACAUAAACUGGUUAACCGGCGCCAAGUCGACGGAGGACCCUCGGAAGGUCCCGGGGCUUUUCUGCAACGGGUACAGCUCCGGCGAGGAAGAAGACGACGGCGGCUUCUCCGACGAGGAGGCGGCGGAGGACGAGGAGGAGCUCGCCGGAGAGACCAGAAGCGACGACGAUUACGGCAGCUGCUGCUCCUACGUCGCCUCCUCAACCUCACCCUCUUCCUCGUUCUCUACCUCCUCCGGCGGUGCCGCCGACCGCGGCGACGGGUCCCCGCCGGUCCUCAUCGCCGCCGGCUGCCCCGCCUGCAUCAUGUACGUCAUGAUCCCCAAGACGGAGGAGAAGUGCCCCAGAUGCGGCGGCCUCCUCUCCUUCUUCGGCUGCAGCUGA
Spirodela intermedia is the source of this 773-nucleotide messenger RNA. The record is from the annotation of a GenBank genome assembly. NCBI's taxonomy places the organism in Eukaryota, Viridiplantae, Streptophyta, Magnoliopsida, Alismatales, Araceae.